GAAACUGAAAGACUUACAUUGCUAUUUUAUUUUUAAUGUGAUAUUUACACUGAAGAAAUAGUGCAAGAAAAAAGUCCAAUACUAUGUUCUUUAUUUCAACAAACACCAGUGUAAACCAACGUCAUCUCAAUCAUAAACUUGUAUGUAAUUUCUGCUAUGUCUGGAAAUGAAAUGAGAUUAGAAAAAAGGAUUUUUAUUACAUAGUUUUGGUUCAGAUUUGAAAACAAACUGGCAAACAACAUAAAAAACAAACAAAAAAUAAAGACGUUUUAGGUUUUGUUUCUGUGAAAAAUGUAGAGCAAAUGAAAGUGAAACUUAAAGUAGGCACCAGACACAGCAGAUUAUAAAAGGCGGGACACAUCUUGUUGCACAAUUAGCUUUUUGUAUGGCACAUCAGGUAAAUGUCUUUGCGAGCACUGCAGAAAACAGCUACAGACAUGUGUUUUUUACACAUAUGUUACUGAUUCAUCUAACUGAAGAGUUAAUUCCAUAAAUUUAAGGGAUCAUUUGCAUUAUGGCUCAGAAUUGUUGUGAUCCCUUGGAAGCGAAGGAUGAGGAGUUUUUUGAUGCAACAGACACAUUCCAAAUGGAUCAAUUGACCAUGACAGACUCUGACACUGCCACAGUUGUCAUGGAGUCAGAGGAUUCUUCAGACACAUUUAACCUUGAGUAUGAACCAGGGAUUACAUCCUACAAUGUGACCUCAGACUCUGUAGCUCUGAUUUGGGACCCUCCUCCUGUUGAAGUGUUGUACACUAUUACCUGCUACAAAGGGGAAGAACUUGUUCAAGAGUUACAGACUGAUGCUUCCACUCUGACUAUUGGUGACCUGGAUCCAGGAGAGGAAUACAGCUUCUGUGUGUCGGCGCAAAUCAUUAAUAGGCAAUUCAAGAAAUCUCCAGCUGCAACUGUGAAAACCAAUACAUGUUUGGAGAGCCUGCUGGAGGAUCUGGGCCUGGAGCAGCAGUACAAAGACAAGUUGACCCUGAGCACAAUCCUACAGAUUGAUGAGAAGAGCAUUACAGAAACACCAGCCGGGUCUGUCAGAAAUACAGCAUGGAAUAUUCUGAAGAAAUUAAUGAUGGUGAAUGUAACAGCCAGAAAUGUCAAAGGCCAAGUGUCACAUAGCUGUGAUGAGGCUUUGGAAGAGGCUGAGUUUAAUAUAGAUGCUCUACUGGCCGGUCCAACCUCAGGUGCUAUGUUAAACCCUCUAGACAUCAUCACUGCACUCUUCCUUUGCUCUGAUGGAUUUGUGCAGCAGGAACUCGCACUGAAAAUGUCAAUGUGUCAGUUUGCGGUGCCUCUGCUGCUUCCAAACCCUGACACCAAACAGUGCACAAUGAUGCUCUGGGCCCUGAGGGACAUUGUGAAAAAAUACAGACCUCAGUCACUGUUGGAAUCUAAGGGUUUCAUUGAAGAACACAUUGUUCAUUCUAAAAUUCCAAUGGUUUCCUUUGUGAGACUUGGAGAAUGUUCUUUGUCUAAGUCAGAAGUUCUCAAUAAAAUUCUGAGCAAUUCUCAGCAAUAUCAUGACACAUUUGUGCAUCACAAUAUGGAGGGUGGGGACUGUCCGAGAAAGAUUUCUGAUGGAAUAGUUGAAAUAGCUUGGUACCUUCCAUGUGGAAACAAGAACAUUGACAUUUUCAGUGAGCCUGUAACAGUAGCUAACCUCCGUGGAGACAUUUCCUCCUCGAUACCACAGUUCUCUUUUUUAUGUGAGACGUCAUGUGCAGUGUUUGUGUUUUGUGACAAACUGGAUGUAGCCUGUAGCCUACUGACAAGUCAGAUGAGCCGGGCAGAUAUGUUUCUGGUUAGUAACUCUCAAAGCAAAAACUUUGAUCGAGGUUAUCUGAGUAGAGUAGCUACAGAUUUGAACUUGACGAACAACAAUAUAAUGAUAAAGACUCAAUCAAUAAAUGAUGCAGACUUUGUCACAAGACUUCAGGGGAAAAUUAGGAGUGUUGUUGAGAAGGCAAAAUCUAAAAUGCCAAUAGAGCGCAUGGCAGAUGUUGUGCGUGAGUUUGGAAUAAAAGUCGAUGAAGAUUGUCCUGAGUGUCAGAAAGCCAAACAAAAUGCAGAUGCUAUUACGUCUGAAAUCCAUGACACGCUUGAGUACAAAGAAACCCAGCUUCCUUUGCAAGGUCAGAUCUGGAAGGAACUGACCUCUCUGGAGAAAGAAGAGUGUAGACUUAGAAAUGCUGGCUCUGAAAACAUUGACAAUUAUAAAACUUUGCUUCAGAAUCAAAAAUAUAUACUAAGAAAAAAACAAAACUCUUAUGAUAUGUCAACACCCAUGUCAUGCUUCAUUAAUGCAAUAUCAAGCUCUGGAAUUGAAAGGUGCUUUUUUCUGAAAUGGAUGCGACUUAAUCUUGAUAACCUUUCUCGACAAAAGUUAUCAGGCCUUCGAGAGAAGUACAAAGAGAAAUCAAAAGAAUCUAAGAACAGAGAGGUUAUUCAAGAUCUUGAUCAUCAACUUUCAGGCAGUUCUCUGGGGGUAGAGCAUUUCUUUCGUGAAAUGGGUCAGAUAUACGAAGCCUCAGUGUCUCUUCCUGCAGACCACCCUUCUCGUCUGCAAUUGCAGCACUUAACCAGGCUCUGUGCAGAACUGCUGCUGGAGGGACUCCCUCUGGAGCUGGUGGACGGAGAUGCCUCCAACAUCCCUCUCAGAUGGGUGAGCGAUGUUCUGUCUGAGCUCCAUCAGUUGGUGUCGCACCAGAGUAAAAUCUUAGUGAUCACAGUUCUGGGAGUACAGAGCACAGGAAAGUCCACUCUCCUCAACACAAUGUUUGGAGUGCAGUUUGCAGUGAGCAGUGGACGCUGCACUAGAGGAGCCUUUAUGCUCCUCAUAAGAGUCAGUGAAGAAGUAAAAGAAAGACUGAACUGUGACUUUUUAAUGAUCAUUGACACUGAGGGUCUGAAGUCUCCAGAGCUCGCAAAACUGGACAAUAGUUAUGAACAUGACAAUGAGCUGGCAACCCUUGUUGUGGGGUUAAGUGACAUCACUUUAAUAAAUAUUGCAAUGGAGAACUCCACUGAAAUGAAGGACAUCCUGCAGAUAGUUGUUCAUGCAUUUCUCAGAAUGAAAGAAGUUGGAAAAAAGUCCAAAUGUCUGUUUGUUCAUCAGAAUGUGUCGGAUAUUUCAGCGCAUGAGAAGAACCUUCGAGACAGGAAACUGCUUUUGGAACAGUUGGAUGAGAUGACACAGGCUGCAGCCAAAAUGGAAAAGAAGGACAAGAACAAGUGUUUCACUGAUGUGAUGGAGUACAGCACAGAAACCGGAAACUGGUACAUCCCAGGACUGUGGAAUGGAACCCCUCCAAUGGCUCCAGUCAAUGCAGGAUACAGUGAAGCUGUGUAUGAACUCAAGAAAAACAUCAUCCAAAUUCUGAGCAAAAGUGAAUCAUCUGCCAAUGACAUCCUGGAGUUUCAAGAGUGGAUAAGAAGUCUCUGGACCGCUGUGAAGUAUGAAAACUUCAUCUUCAGCUUUAGAAACAGCUUGGUGGCUGAUGCAUACAUGAGACUAUGCACAGAAUACAAUAAAUGGGAAUGGAACUUCAGAAAAGACAUGUACACAUGGGUCACAAAUGCUCAAACAAUAAUUUCAAAUUAUGGCAAAGUUGCUGUUGAAAAUGAUACAGGAAACAUUGGAAAACUUCUGAGUGAUUUGAAAAGUGAUGCAUGCACAGAACUGUCCAAAGGAGAAACUAAACUCCUUCAGAAUCUCACACAGUACUUCAAACAGACAGAUGGCCAUGUGAAUCUGGUGGAAAGGUAUAAAGAAGAGUUUAUGACUGGUGCAAAAGUUACUCGGAGGGAGCUGGAAAAGUCAAUAAUAAAUCAGCUUAUUGCAACUGUUGACAUCCGACAAGGAAUGAGGGAGUUGGAAAAAAUCAAGGAGAACCAUACACAAGAAAUGGAAGAGAGGGUGCUUGAAUUGAUUCAGCGUUGCCGGAAUAACAAAGCCAACAUGACUGAUACAGAGUUAGACAGGGAAUUUGACAACAUGUGGGCUGUAAGUGUUGAGAAAUUAGCACGUUUCCGUCCAGAAACGAUUGACGUUCAAUCCAGAGUUUUUCACUGUCUACGGGCAGACGUUUCACCCAAAGGAAGUUAUGCAAGUGAACUUCUAAAUAAAACUAGUCUAUAUGAAUAUGGAGACCAACCCUUUGUGUACAACCCUAAAAAAUUGUUUGAACGACUAAAACGCAUAUUUAGUGAUGAUCAUGUAAAAGCUGUGCAGAGGUUGGCUGACAGUAUCAUAGAUGCUUGCCAACAGUCAGUGAACACUCAAAAACAAAGAAAAACCAACUACCAUGACAACUACAUUGUAGAGAUCCUACACAUGAUUGAUGAGAAACUGCAACAGAAUGAACAGCUCAAACUGGACAAAGAGUUUGACGUUUUAUUGAAGAUGCACAUAUGUGCCAGAGCAGCAAAAGACUUUGAAAAGAUGCAUGAAAACUUUCUACAAGAAAAUGAUCCUUACAGGUGUUUACAGGAAAACAAGGAAAAAUUCCGUACUGAUUUCAAAGAUGUGUUUCACGAGCGAGACCAGUGCCAAAAGAAAGCAGAGGAGUUUACAGAUCAGUUUUUGAGACCUGCUGUUGAAGACUUUGUCAAUCGCUCCCUGGGUCCUGACAUUAUUGGUGAAAUGUUGACAUGUCAACAGUUCAGCACCAGAAUGUUUUUCCAGUAUUCAGUUCUGCUGGAUUUGAUCUCAGAGAACCAGUUUAAAUUAAUUUGGGCUUACAUUGAACACUAUGAGGCUUAUGUGAAAGAGUGGAUAUAUAACCAAAUAAUCUCACACUUUUCAUCCCAGGCUUCAGCGAGUGAAUUUGAGAACCUGCAUCUCCAGGCAUGUAUCAACAGGAUAAAUGCUGCUGUCAAAAAGGCUAAAACUGAGAAGAACAAAUCCUUGAAAUGUUUUGUUGGGGAAAUCUGUGCAGAACUAAGUGAUAAGUUAGUUAUUUCCCAAGAUGCACUUGGAACCUUUAUGAUCCUAAACACUGCAGACCACGAGCAGUUUGCCCAUUACCUUUUAAACUGUGUAAAACAAAUGGAGAAAGAUUGUCAACAGAAGUUCAAAAACACAGAUAUUGUUCUCAAACUUGAGAAGUGUUCUGUUAAUGUUCAGCAUGAGCUUUUUGUCAGAGUGAUCGGAUGUGGUAAACAGUGCCCAUUUUGCAAAGCUCCAUGUGAAGCAGGAGGAGCAGCCCACACAGAGCAUUGGACAUCACUUCAUCAGUCACUGGGUUUGGGAACAUGGAGAUCUGAAGUGUCACAAAAACUUGUUUCAGACAUAUGCACCUCCCGUGUAAACUCUGACCAUAGAUUCAAACAAUAUGAUGACAAUGGUCAGAAGUAUUAUCACCCAUACAAGAGAUACCAAGAAAUAUUUCCAGACUGGAAGAUUCCUCCUGAUGAUAGUCUGGAAGCAUCGGACUAUUGGAAAUAUGUCAUGGCAAACUUCAAUGAAGACUUUGCAAAUGUAUAUCAUGCCAAACCUGCAGACAUUCCUCAAGCUUGGAAAAACAUUACCAAGGAUCAGGCUGAAAAAAGCCUCCAACAAGCCUUUAACAUGAAGUAAGACAAACGAUUCUAGUAUUCUACUGAAUACCAUUAUAGUCUAUCAAGUUUAAAUCAAGCUCACUCUUAAGUGAAACUUUCAACUUCAAAUUUUAUAUGUUUAUCAUGCAUCUUAUUAAUGCAUAUCAAUGUUUACAUGUAGUCUGUCAAAUCAAACUACAUGCCAGUUUGUUUUCUUAUGUUAAUUGUUGCCUACUGCUAUUAGUUAUAACCUCAAACAUGACUCAUAAUGUAAAUAUAUAAUGUGCUCAUCCAAAAAAAAUGUAAAGGCACAGGAGCAAGUGUCUUUCAGUUCACUAUAACUUGUUUGAAGAUAGCAUUUACCCUGUUGUCCUUAAUGCAAUGCUAGAAAUCCAAUGAACAGGAUUGCACCUACGAUCUUACAAAGAUAUGUUUUUAAUCAAAAAUGUUUAGAAUUGUUGAACUUUUUCUGAGCCAAGCUAUUUAGUUUGUGUAAUGGGCUGGUUGUCUCUUAUGUUUCACUUGUUUCUUAACAUUUAUGGCUUUUAUUUCCAGAACACAUAUAUUCUUUGUUUUGCUGGCAAACUUAAGACAUUAAGAGAUAUUCAUGUUCGAAUUUGGACUGUCAUGUUCUCCUGGGAUUUGGAUAAGAUGUAAAUUCUGUGGCUCUUGAACAUGUAAACUGUGUCCAGACAACAUGUUUUUCAGAAAAGUCAAGCUGUUGGUCACCAAAGUCUAUGUAUAUGCCAAUGAAAAAUAAAUAGAUACACUACAUAAUCAUUAUCAAAAAAGACAAUGCAGUUUAUCAAGAUUAAAUAUUUGGUUUAUUCAUUUAAAUUUUCUUUUUUAUUGUUUUGUUGGGUUUUAAAAAUAAUAUGUAAUGUUUCUGAGCAGUGUACUUUUGUUACCUGUAUAUGAAGCAACAACACAUAUAAACCUUUUAUCUACUAUGCACAUGUAGGCCUAGAACUUGACCUUUGAAACAUGCAAUUGUGUGUGUGUGUGUUUCUUCUUAUUAAAAUAUAUUUUCUGUGUGUA
This is a messenger RNA of Boleophthalmus pectinirostris (great blue-spotted mudskipper), 6585 nucleotides long. RefSeq names its product interferon-induced very large GTPase 1-like. Gene Ontology annotation, molecular function: protein binding; GTP binding. Lineage: Eukaryota; Metazoa; Chordata; Actinopteri; Gobiiformes; Gobiidae. The record is from RefSeq and is a predicted model, not a curated record.